This is a messenger RNA of Jatropha curcas, 2499 nucleotides long. It is a transcript of the gene UREF, whose product is annotated as urease accessory protein F. NCBI's taxonomy places the organism in Eukaryota, Viridiplantae, Streptophyta, Magnoliopsida, Malpighiales, Euphorbiaceae. Gene Ontology annotation, molecular function: nickel cation binding. The record is from RefSeq and is a predicted model, not a curated record.
ACGACGCCGUUUCAGUUUCGUUGUUCGGCGUUGUUUCGUUCAAUUGACUAAAUUUUCUCUUCCUUUCUUUUCUCCUAUUCAUUUCCUUGGGUAAAAAAUUCCUUCUCUGUAUCGGCGGUCGCUGUUCUGUCUCCUUCGCAUCUAAAACAUCACUUAUUCUUCUUACUUUACAAAAGUCUAAUGAUUCAUCUAAAAAAAAAAAAAAAAUCCUCUGAUUUGCUUGUAUAUACGGAGAAAGGGAGAGAGGAAGUUUCAUCGACCAACAUCUCUGUAAUCGGCAUUCCUUUCUCACCGCGAGAGUGACUGUAUAUUUUUCCAAUGGAAGUAGCAUGAAAAUGGAUGAAGGGAGCAGCAAAACUGCUUAUACAGAUUUUCUAUUACAGUGGAGCCAGUGGCAAUUGCUUGAUUCCAUUCUUCCUACAGGUGGUUUUGCUCAUUCUUUUGGUCUUGAGGCAGCAAUUCAAGCACGCAUAAUCUUGGGCUCUGAAGAUUUUAAGACUCAGGUGCUUCACAUUUUGGAGAAUACAGGGAGUUUGCUUCUUCCUUUUGUGUACUCUGCUACCAUCUCUCCAGAUAUCAAUACUUGGAAAAAACUUAACACCAUAUUGGAUGCAACUUUAACAAAUGAAGUAAGUAGAAAGGCAUCUAUUGCACAAGGAUCAGCUCUUAUGAGGGUAGCUGCUUCUGUGUUCACGGAAGUCCCAUAUCUUAAAACUAUGAGAGACACAUUGCUUGGUUCUGGGGUCGUUUCUUUUCACCAUGCACCUGUUUUUGGCAUUAUAUGUGGACUAAUUGGAAUGGAUAGUGAGACUUCUCAAAGAGCUUACAUGUUUAUAACAAUGAGAGAUGCUUUUUCUGCUGCAACAAGGCUGAAUUUGGUUGGACCCCUAGGCUCUGCUGUCUUACAGCAUCAGCUUUCUGUUAUUGCUGAAACUAUAUUGAAAAAGUGGAUGGACCGUACAGUUGAGGAAGCAUGCCAAACAGCUCCUUUGCUUGAUACACUGCAGGGCUGCCAUAGUUAUUUGUUUUCAAGAUUGUUUUGCUCUUGAUAUCUCAGGUAAAUGCAUAUACUCUUGAUAAACAUUCACUUUUCUAUUUUCAAUUUGCAUGUCAUGUUAACAUAAGUCAGUGAGGAAUAUACUCUUAGAGCAUCCCUCUAGGAUUGGAUUAAAGUCGAGAGGUUGAGUGCUUGCCUGGUAACGGAGGCCAAAGGUCCAAACCUUGGCCCUUGAGAAUUUCAUUUGGCAGAAAAUUAAAUGUUUAUUUUACAAGUCAAAGAGAAAUAUGUUUUUCCUUGAUUGGGCUAGCUAAUAGCAUAAGGUUAAGUUUCUGCGAUCGGUUGAUAUUGUUCCAUCUAAAAAAUAAACAUCACUAAAUUAAUAUGUAUUUAAUUCGCUCAAAAAGAAUCAACUUUGAUUCCAAAAAUUUUGUACAAUUAAUAUUUUUAUUGUUUUUAAAAAUAGAGAUUAAAAACUUGGUCAUCUAUGAAAAAAUAAAUAUGAAAAAUAAAAAAAAAUAAAAUUACGGAAGAAAAUGAAUAAAUUUGAAAUAUUGUUAUAUUAUAAUUAUAAAUUUCAAAAAAAAUAUAUGAAUAAUAAACAGAACUGUUUUGAGAGAAGAUGAAGGUUGUUCAGGCUAAUCUUGAAGCCUCAUCGGUGUAUCAUAUAUAAACAAAACUGUAGCAGAGGCUGUUAUGGCAGAGAAGAGGGAUUGCAGUUGUAACCUCAUCUUUUGAGUUGAAUAUAUUAAAUUUCCAUUUAAAACCCCAUUUUCAACCCUAUUAUCUUUUUAAGUACCUUUACAGUUAAUUGUUUGUAAAAAGGUAACUCAGUGCAUAAGCAUUCCAUAUAUGUUGAUUCUGAAGGAAGGUUACCGCAUGCAGCUUUCUCUGUUUUUGGCAGAUCAGAUGUUUUCAUAUAUAAUACAUUUCCAUUUUAGAAACCUCAUCUUCAAUUUCAAGCCUAUUCUCCCUUUAGGCACCUUUGCAGUUAAUAUUGUAAAUUUUUAACGGCAAGUGUCAAGAAAUCUAAUCAAUAAGUUCUACAACAGACUUAGAGCGUGGUUUUUUGGAUUUCGACAUCCAUUUCAUUUCUAUUUCGAUUUCAAGUAAACAAAAAAUUCUCAAGAAUUAACUAAACAUAGUUAUAAUCCAAUGCUACCCUGCAUUAUAUAUAAGUAUGAAAUAAUCAAAGUUGCAAAACACUAAAACUUUUGAAUACUAAAACAAUAACUAUAAAAUUGAUAUGUGGUGUUUGCUAGAAAAUUGCUUUUGGAAGGAAUUGAAGACUCAAUUGGAAAGGGACAAUCUUUUGACCAUUGUUAUAUUUGCUGUGGUGAUUCUUUGUGACAGGGAUAAUUACUUUCAAUAGGUAGGAAGGGAGAUUAUUUGUGUAGUUUGCAGUUUCUUUUGUUGUGGUUAGCUCUGAUGUAGCAAAAGUUAGUUGGUAGUGCCUAUGAAAAAAGUAAUGAAAGAAACCAGUUUUAUUUGAGCUUAUUCAA